Molecule: messenger RNA, 3699 nt
Organism: Emiliania huxleyi CCMP1516
Lineage: Eukaryota; Haptophyta; Isochrysidales; Noelaerhabdaceae
Exons: 6
Coding region: 1-3699 (1232 amino acids)
Biological process (GO): polysaccharide catabolic process
Source: RefSeq, a predicted model, not a curated record
AUGCCCCCACCCCCCCCCCCCCGGGGGUGGGGAGGAGGCCUCGCGGGCUCGCUGCACCGCGUGGACCCCGCCGCCCGCCCAGCCGUCUUGGCACGCGCUGUGCGAGACGCGAGCUCAGGGCUGGCGGUGCACUUGUGCGGCGUCAGCCACGUCGACCCAGCCUCCGCCACCGCCGUGCGCGCCUACGCGGAGGCGCUCGCCGCGGCUCCGGGCGGUCUGGGCGCCGUGGCGGUUGAGGAUGAGCCUCGUGCCCUGCUGCUGACGCGGGCCGCCCGCGCGGCGUUGCACGGGCUGCCGCCGGAGCGGAUCCGCGCCGAGGGCGAGGGCCUCGUGCGGCACGCCCUCUUCGGGCUGGCCGAGGUGCACGCGUGGGCAGCCGAGGCUGGUGCGACGCUCGACGGUGCGGAGCGGGCCGAGGCGGCCGAGGCGGCCGAGGAGCUCGGGGCGAGGGUGGCGUGCCUCGGCGGCACGCCGGCGCCGCCGCCGCACGUGCCGCUUUUGACGCGGCGCGGCGCGCCUCACGGCCUCACCGUACACCCACGGGCUGUGAGGCGUCGGGCGGCCGUUAGGCUCGCGUACUGGCUGCGGGUCCGCGCGCUCGAUCCGGGGCACGACGAGCGUUCGCCCGCCGAGCUGCACGUCGUCGCCUCCAACCGUGCCCUCGCCGAGGCGUUCUUCCGCGCCUCGCCGCCAGUUGCGCCGAGCGCCCACGAGGCGGUCCUGCUGCGGAAAGACGCGCACUUUGCCGCCGCGCUGCGGACGGUGUGCGCAGACGCUGCUCGUGCCGGCGGGGAGCCGCCGCCCGCAGUCCUCGCGGUGGUCGGGGCGACGCACGUCGAGGGCAUCGCAGAGCGGCUGCAGGCCGGAGACGGGACGCCCCGAAACUCGGUACCACUGCUUCUCGUCUGCAGCGUGAGCGCCAAUGUCAUCAUCAACGAGGUGAGCGAUAAGGGCACCCUCGGAACCUGCGACGGCGCCGAUUGGGUCGAGCUAGUCAACGUGGGAGCUGAUGUUGUGGACCUCGAUGGGUGGAUGCUGUGCGAUUCGGGUGGGUGCCAAGACAAUGUCAACGGCACCAUCGCCAUGGCUGGCACUAUUGCACCCGGCGAGUACCGCUUAGUCUGCCCGCAAGCGCAACCCAAAUGGGUUGGCGACUCGGACACCAUCUCGCUGGUCGACGAGCACGCCCUAGAGGCGGACAUCACCACGCUCGGAGGGGACGGGGAGUUCGGAAAGUCUUGGGCGCGGUGGCCUGACUCGACAGGGCCGUUUCGAUACACCUACGUCCCGACGCCAGGCGCUCCGUAUGCCGACAGCGUCAUCAUCAACGAGGUCAGCGAUAAGGGCACACUUGGAGCUUGUGACGGCCAAGACUGGGUGGAGCUAGUCAACGUGGGAGCCGAGGAGGUGGACCUCGAUGGUUGGAGUUUGUGCGAUUCUGACGGGUGCGCGGACAACGAUACUAUCGCCCUAUCGGCCAUGGUUGUCGCACCGAGCGGGUAUCUCUUGGUCUGCCCACAGGCUCGGGGCUGGAUGCACAGGAAGUGGAUCAGCGACUCAGACACCAUCACCCUCAUCAACGCUCAGGGGAUGCAAGCCGACGCGACGAUGCUCGGGGGGGACGGCGAGUUUGAAAAGACCUGGGCGCGUUGGCCCGACUCGACAGGUUCAUUCCGGUACACCUUUCAUCCAACGCCGGGCGCUCCGUAUGCCAAGAGCGUCAUCAUCAACGAGGUGAGCGAUAAGGGCACCCUCGGAACCUGCGACGGCGCCGAUUGGGUCGAGCUAGUCAACGUGGGAGCUGAUGUUGUGGACCUCGAUGGGUGGAUGCUGUGCGAUUCGGGUGGGUGCCAAGACAAUGUCAACGGCACCAUCGCCAUGGCUGGCACUAUUGCACCCGGCGAGUACCGCUUAGUCUGCCCGCAAGCGCAACCCAAAUGGGUUGGCGACUCGGACACCAUCUCGCUGGUCGACGAGCACGCCCUAGAGGCGGACAUCACCACGCUCGGAGGGGACGGGGAGUUCGGAAAGUCUUGGGCCCGGUGGCCUGACUCGACAGGGCCGUUUCGAUACACCUACGUCCCGACGCCAGGCGCUCCGUAUGCCGAGGCUGUCGAGACGCUGCAGGUCAACGAGGUGGCGGACAAGGGCGACCCGACUGAUCCCUGCGAUGGCGCUGACUGGGUGGAGCUGCGCAAUCCGACCCACGGCGCGCUACCACUGAGCGGGCUUCUGCUCAGCGACGACAAGGGGCCGCACAAUGAAAAAGCACUCGCCCUCGGUGGGCCUGGCUGCCCUUUUUCACUGGGCACUGGAGAGCUGCUGCUGCUAUGCCGGAACGGCAAUGCGAGCAUGGGGGGAGCGAAUUACGCCGGGUGCGGCUUCGCGUUUGGAAUCGGUAAGAACGACGUCGUCAGCUUGCACCAGAUUGAUGCAGCUGCAGACCGCGUCGUGCUGGUGGACGAGGCGGUGGGAUGUUGCGCGGGCGACGCAAACCUCAGCUAUGGGAGACCACCGCGGGGUGGCGCCUUUUCCAUCCUGCCGUGGCGCACACCGGGCACUGCAAACGCGGUGGCGGCGCGCCAGCCGAGCCCACGGGUGACGCCGCCGUCAGUAUUGCGUCCGUUGUCCCUAUCCUUGUCCUCUCCAUUUCCAUCGAGCGUCGUGUCGUUUGAGGAAGGAUCAGGCGCGGGAUUUGGCAAAGACCGCUUCCCAGAGGUCGUUUUGGGUCCUCCGCAGGGCGCUGGGAACGCGGGUUCCUUGGAUGUGCUGAGCCUCGGCGAGGCGGGCGAGGUCGUUUUGAGGUUUGAUGGCAUCGAGCUAGUGGAUGGCGAUGGGCCGGACCUCCUCGUGUUUGAGAAUCCUUUCACGAAUUGGUAUGAGACUGGUGUUGUGGCUGUCAGCGCGGACGGCAUGACGUGGUUUGAGUGGAAUUGCGACCCGGAGGACGCCACAAGCCUCUACCCAGGCUGUGCGGGCGUAGGGCUGGUCUGGUCCAACCCGGACAAUGGUAUCGAUCCGACCGACCCGGAGUCAGCGGGGGGAGACGCCUUUGACCUCGCCGACCUGGAUAUACCCCCUGCGCACCUCGCUGAUCUGGGUGUCAGGGGAUUCAGGUACGUCAGAAUCCGGGACUCGGGGCGCAACAGCUAUGGAGGAAUCUCCGGAGGCUUUGACUUGGACGCCAUCGCUGCAGUGAACGGAGAGCCGUUGCCCGCCGUCAGCACAGCUCUCGAGCCCGUCGCGGAGCAAAUUAUGCGGUCUGACUGUGACCCGGCUCCCGAUUUAGACGGGGACGGGGCCUUCCGGCUCGCUGAUGCGGUUUACGUCGCUGAGGUGUGGUCGGGGUCCAAGCAAUGGAGCAGAGGCGCCAUGCCCUGCGGCGAUCCUGCGGGCGACUUCGACGGGGACGGGGCGUUUCGCCUCGCAGACGCCGUAUACCUGGCAGAGGUUUGGGCGGGAAAGAAGGUCUUGGGGCCGACGAGCGAUCACCGCCUCUUGAUAGCGUGGAAGAUCCCGAUGGAAAUCACCGAGCAUGAGGUGACCGCGGGGACGACGGUGGCGUUCGAAUGGCAGAACUACCACAACGUGAUGUUGCUCAGCACGCAGGCCGAGUACGACGCGUGCAGCCGCACCGGCGAGAUUGUGGCCGGGACGGAGGCGCCGCAAAACCAAAAGGUGAAGAUUGUGGUGAAGUAA